Exophiala spinifera is the source of this 4233-nucleotide messenger RNA. RefSeq lists its product as uncharacterized. Gene Ontology annotation, molecular function: phosphorelay sensor kinase activity. The coding region runs from base 1 to 4233 and encodes 1410 amino acids. The transcript has a single exon. Lineage: Eukaryota; Fungi; Ascomycota; Eurotiomycetes; Chaetothyriales; Herpotrichiellaceae. The record is from RefSeq and is a predicted model, not a curated record. Gene Ontology annotation, biological process: regulation of DNA-templated transcription; phosphorylation; phosphorelay signal transduction system.
AUGCCCACGGACACGACGUCGGACCCAACCGGUCACCUCCCUCACUCGUCGCAUCCUCACGCUGUCAAUAGUACUACUCAGUCGCUCAAACGCCGCCCUUCCCAAGAGUCCAGGACGACUUCUCCGUCGGCUGAGAGACCCGCCCGGAAACAAGCAAGACAUUCCUCAGCGACCGUGGACCAUAUCCACGGGCGAGACAGUUCAAUACACGGAGAGCUCGAAAGCCAGGAAGAUGCAAGGGAAGAGGAGGAAGAAAACACCUCUACCAACCAACAACACGACCUGUCACCGACCGGUUCAGGUUCGAUCUCACUCCUCGAGGCCACUACGAUAAAUUCAGGUCAAGGAGAAACCAUGACACCCAACCGAGAGCCAGUUCACGGUCGAGAAUUUGUCGCAACCUCCAUACCUAUUCGGCCUUUGCCUCAUGCCGCACCUGUUGUGCAUGAGCUCGUAUCGGGGCCAAGGCAUCGCGCUCCGUCAGACACGAGAUCAUCGAGCGGCGCACAGCUUCUACAUUCGGUUGCUCUCGUCGAGUACCUGCAACUGGACGAACGCCCUACGCUCGUUGUGGACAUAGAGGAGGCCGCAGAUACCAGGAAUGGCCUCCAAAUUUUGUUCGCCAACCCAGCCUUGAAAUCUCGUGGUUCAUUAUUUGACCAUGUUAAUGGGCGUUCAGAAGACUCUACACUGCUGCUAGAUAUAGGGACGUCCUUCACCGACUUCAAAUCAUGGGUUUUAACUCCAUUGGCCGGUCUGGAUGUCGUGACAAAAUUUCCCUUUGCAGGACAUCUAUGGCAGGCAUCGUUGAUUCGGAAACGGCUCAAGGUGAUUCAUGGUUAUCCACAUACCUUUUCACAAUCUCCCACGACUGAGAAUCACACGCGUAUCAAUAUGCAGCAUUUCCAAGGCCUGGGAACGGCAACAUCGUCUGCCAAUGUGCGAGGCGAGCUCACAUCAACGAGCUAUUUCGAUAUUUCUCCGAGGCCGAGCACACAUAUUCCACGGCUCAUCGAGGAUUUAGCGAAAGGCAUGUCCGAAGUAUCUCCUAGCACGGCGGCUUCAAGUUCUUCUGUUCUUGCACCCGGCAUGGACUAUACUGAUGGCCCGUCUGAUCCGUUGUCCCCAGGCAGGACUUCAACCACCGUUUUAAUUGCUCAGACCGACGAAGGUGCGGCGAUGACAGUACCAGUGCAGGAGAAAGGCGGUUUUGACUGGACACGGCUGCCUCUGUCGCCCUCACUCCCUCCCCAUGUGCAAUUUGCUCGUGGAGUUGAUUGGGCAAAGACUAGCCUUGGGCCUAUUGAGAAUUGGUCUGCUGAUCUUCGCGGUAUGUGUAACCUGAUUAUGGCCAGCCCUCACCCAUCGGCCAUGUAUUGGGGUAAGGAUCAUAUCGCCAUCUACAACGAAGCCUAUAUUCUGCUUGCUGGUCAAAAGCACCCUGGGCUCAUGGGUGCGCGUUACCAAGAUGCCUGGAGUGAGAUUUGGGAGCCACUGGAGGCGGUGUUUGAAAGUGCCUUCAAGCAUGCCCAAGCCACAAUGAAAGAUGACGACUGCUUGUUUCUCAGUCGCAAUGGUUUUCUGGAGGAGUGCUACUUUUCCUGGUCUAUCAUACCAUUGAUUGGAGAUGACGGUAGUGUGGUCGGCCUGUACAAUCCUGCUUUCGAAAAGACCCGACGGAAAAUCGCCGAGAGACGGAUGCUCACCCUACGAGAAAUCGGUGAAUGUACCGGCACCGCGAGGAAGAUAUCACAAUUCUGGGGCUUGCUGCUGGAAGGCCUCAAAUACAACGAAUACGAUGCGCCUAUGGUCAUGGUCUAUUCUCUCAGUGAUGAUUCCUCUGACAGCGAAGCGAUUUCGUCAGCCUCGAGUGGUGGCGCAUCUAAUAAGGUCUGUUCCUUGGAAGGCACUCUAGGCAUUCCUCCAGGGCAUGAAGCCGCACCACAUUCCAUCGACAUGAAAACUGGAACAGCCGGAUUUGCAGCCGCAUUCCGGCAAGCUUUGACAGCCGACAAACCAGUCGUUCUUCGUGUAGAUGAUGGUACUCUGGCACCGGACAUGCUGACCGGUAUCGAGUGGCGCGGGUUUGGCGACCCUUCCAAAAUCAUCGUCAUUUCUCCCAUCCGACCCACUACGGGCGAGUCGACGCUGGGAUUUCUUGUUAUGGCGACAAAUCCUAGGAGGCCAUACGACGAAGACUAUGAUCUCUUUGUGCAGCUUCUUGGUCGACAGCUGGCAACCUCAAUUGCAUCGGUGGUUUUGUUUGAAGAUGAGAUAAGGAAGGGCGAAAGAGCGGCUCAAUUAGCCGCCCAAGACAGAAUCGAAUUGAACAAUCAGUUGGUUGCAAAGACACAACAAGCGGUAGAAGCAGAAAACAAGUUCACCAGAAUGGCAGAGUUAGCGCCUGUCGGCAUGUUUAUCGGCGACACUGACGGGAAGAUCAACUUUGCCAACGAUGCAUGGUACAAAAUCACCUCGUACACUCGUGAUGUCGUGGGGGACGCCGAGUGGAUCAAGUACGUCAAGGAUGAAGACCAGGUGAAGGUGCGUGAAGUUUGGAAGAGCAUGGUGGACAAGAGAUCCGCGAUUUCGAUGGAAUUCCGCUUUCGAAGGCCAUGGCGCGAUAAGGUUGGAAACACAGGCUCAACCUGGGUCUUGAUGAGCGCCUCACCAGAGCGGGAUGAGGACGGGCAAGUCCAACGCAUUUUUGGAUCGAUGACGGAUAUUAGUGCGCAAAAGUUCGCUGAGAAGCUCCAGACUAGGAGAAUGGAAGAGGCUGUCGAGCUUAAGAGACAGCAAGAGCGAUAUAUCGAUACGACAUCACAUGAGAUGCGUAACCCACUGUCUGCAAUUCUCCAGUGCGCUGACUCGAUCACCAACUCUCUGAACGAGAUGAUCGAAGCAGAUCAGUUGGCCGCAGCGCUUAAAGAGACCAUUGAACUCACGAUUGACUCAGCUCAGACGAUUACUCUGUGUGCUCAACAUCAAAAGAGAAUCGUUGACGAUGUUCUCACGCUAUCGAAACUCGACUCUGCGAUGAUGGCCGUGUCCCCUACAGAUACACAACCAAUGAGCGUGAUGCACAAAGUUUUAAAGAUGUUCGAAGCAGAAUUGAAAACCAACGAUAUCAAACUCGACGUCAACAUCGACACAUCCUAUACAGACCUGCAUGUGGAAUGGGUGCGGCUAGAUCCACAUCGGCUGUCGCAAGUCUUGAUCAACCUCAUGACCAACGCUAUCAAGUUCACUGCCACUCAGGAGAGCCGUAUUGUUCGGAUGCACGUAGCGGCGUCUAAGUCACGGCCUUCGCAGGAAGACAAGUGGCGGUUGACCUAUAUCCCAUCGGCAACCCCCAAAGACAACGAUGUGACUGCCGGUGCAGAGUGGGGUCUAGGAGAGCCUAUAUACCUCCAUUUUGCUGUACAAGACACCGGGAGGGGUCUGGACGACCUGGAGAAAAAGCAACUCUUUCAGCGAUUCUCGCAAGCCAGCCCUCGUACGCACGUCACCUAUGGUGGUUCUGGAUUGGGACUCUUCAUUUCGAGACAGCUUGUUGAGCUCCAAGGAGGUGAGAUUGGUGUUGCAUCGGAGACUGGAAAGGGGAGUGUUUUUGCCUUCUACGUCAAAGCCCGCAGAUGCGAGCGUCCCGAUGGGGCAUUGGAAGAUGAUCAAGCUUGGUUUCGAAAGGGCUCAAAGUCAUCAUUAAUGAUGACAGUGAGCAAUCACAACCCCUCGCCCUCCCAGACGCCUCAGAAUACUGUCAUACCAGCAUCGGUAAAGAGCCCCGCUCUCAGGAGUUCCCUCAAUGUGCUCGUUGUCGAGGACAACCUGAUUAACCAGAAGGUCUUGGCUGGUCAAUUGCGGAAGAUCGGCUGCGAGGUCUAUGUCGCCAACCAUGGUGGUGAAGCAAUUGAAAAGAUCCAACAAUCCAAGUUUGAUCAAAGGCACGUCAAGGACGGCAUCGAGAUCGACAUUGUGCUGAUGGACUUGGAAAUGCCCGUUAUGGACGGCCAGACAUGUGCGAAACGACUCCGCGAAAUGCAAGAGUCGGGAGAGCUCGUCGCGCAUAUUCCAGUCAUAGCGGUGACGGCCAAUGCGAGGGCGGAGCAGAUUGAAAUGACGCUGAAGAGUGGUAUCGACGAUGUGGUCAGCAAGCCGUUCCGCAUUCACGAGCUUCUUCCCAAGAUGAAGGACGUGAUUGCGAGGGUUUCAAUGGCUCGGGACGGAGGAUAG